CAAAGUAUACGGGAGUUGUCGAGUAGGUGGCGGUAAUGCAACAUGUUGGAUGCCAACCGCUGUUAAACCUCAUCGAAUAAGAAGCAGGCAACCGGGACCUGCCAAACUUUGCUUACGUUACCGCCGCCGUUCGCAAGUUGAGCUGCACAGCACAGCACAGCGUGGUACAUUGCUCCCGUUUGAAGAUGGUGCCCCUGCAGUAGUUUUUGUGGGGAAGAGUGAACCUGUCCAGAUCCUAUGCCGGACAGACCGGUCUGUGAGCCUGGUCCUCUUUUUCUGUAUUCUCCAUCGGCAUUACUUUUUUUUAACAAGUGGCUAAUGAAGGCUUUUGGUCCCGUAAACACCAGCCUCUUCCACGUUCUACUCCACAGGGCUCCAGAACCCAAUAGACACCAUGUACCACCUACAGCCGCUGAUGUUCAUGGGCCUCCUCCCACUCUUCCUCUUCAAUGAAGGACUGAGCCUGAGUACCUCAGAGAAGCUGUUCUGUGUGAAUGAGCUCUCUCCCAUGCUCUACUCUCUGGCCACACUGAGUAUAGGCGGGUCACUGGCCUUUGGCCUAGUCUUCUCAGAAUUCCUGCUAGUCUCAAAGACCUCCAGUCUCACUCUCUCCAUAGCAGGGAUCUUUAAGGAGGUGUGUACCCUGCUGCUGGCAGAAGGCCUGAUGGGGGACAGGAUGAGUGGACUGAACUGGAUGAGUUUUGCUGUCUGUGUGUCUGGUAUCGCCUUACACCUGGGACUGAAAACCUACUAUUCCAUAAUUCCAGGUCAAAAUUCACUCGUUGAGACUGCUGCCCAUCGAAAACAGCCCAGACCUGGAACUACCGUUAUUACGUCAGAAGGAAGAUGAGGGGGAGGAGACCGCUACUGAGGACAAUGACGAAGAGCAGGAGAUUCUACUCUUGACUCAAACAACAUGUUGGACUGACUGUCAUGUUUCAGGGAGGCCAGAGGAACAGAAGGGAAGGAUUCUUACGCUCUUCUACAGCCAACAUUCUCUACAGCCAACAUUCUCUUCAGCUUUUGUUCAAAACCUAUCGCAGAGUUUAACCAGUGGUAAACGGACAGACACCCUAAACUGUAUCAAAUGCAUAUACUGUUGCUGUCAGUGACGUGAAACAGGAGUUUUAACCUUAUAAUAUGUGAAGUGACCAAACUGCAGGUAACCUUAAUAAUGAUGGAAACGUUUACUAGGAAUUAAGGAUUACUGAUGUUCAAUACAUUUGUUUUUCAAAUGCAAAUGAUUGAUUGAUUUAAUUACUGAGUUAAAACAAAUUGGUUGUAAUUUGCACUGUAGGAAGGGGUGUGAUUUGAGAUUGAAUAAACUGUUUUUUUGUUGCUGCUA
Oncorhynchus kisutch (coho salmon) is the source of this 1345-nucleotide messenger RNA. RefSeq names its product solute carrier family 35 member C2-like. The transcript has 6 exons. The record is from RefSeq and is a predicted model, not a curated record. Bases 395 to 850 code for a protein of 151 amino acids. Lineage: Eukaryota; Metazoa; Chordata; Actinopteri; Salmoniformes; Salmonidae.